CAGGUGGCAGUGGGAGCUCUGGGAUUGAGAUGUUGGAGGUCUGAUGGGGAGGUUGUAAGUUCAGAUAUCAGCACCACCAAGCUGUCACUGCUGGGCCCUUGAGAAAGGCCCUUACCCUUGACUAUUAUUAAAUCUCUAUGAGGACAAGAAAUCGAUUUUGGUCACAGAUACACACGGACAUGACAAGGACAUUUACAAGACGCACGUUUUCAAGAAAAGCUGGACAUUGUGAGAAAUCUGCCCUGAACAAGCACUGAAGAUGAAUUUCACCACUAACCAAACUGGUCUUCAUUCCUAUGAUCUGGGCCAAAAUAACUUCACUAAUGCCACGUUGUCGGACAUCUCGUUUUCUCCCGUUAUGGAUCAGGUCAUUAAUGUAUUCUGCAUCAUCAUCCUGUUUGACACUAUGGUUGCUCUAGGCUGCACGAUGAAAUUCUCGGAGAUAAAGAACCAUAUCAAAAAGCCCAAAGCUGUAGUGAUCUCUUUUGUGGUUCAGUUUGGAGUGAUGCCUCUUACAGCCUUCUCUCUGGCUAAACUCUUUCAACUCGGUCCCAGUGCAGCCAUGGCGGUGCUGGUUUGUGGCUGCUGUCCAGGAGGAAUGCUUUCCAACGUCCUGGCCUUUGCUGUUAAAGGGGACAUGAACCUCAGCAUUGUGAUGACAACCUGCUCCACACUGGGGGCGCUGGGUAUGAUACCCCUUCUGCUCUUCAUUUACCUCCAUGGCUUACCCAACCUGAGUGCCGUGCCUUACGUUCGCAUCGCCCUGACCUUAAUCUUCAUGUUGCUGCCCUGCUUUGUUGGCAUCUACAUCAGCUAUCGCUUUCCACAGAAAUCCAAACUUGUCCUCAAGAUCGGACUGGGAGUAAUGAUGGUCAGUUGUAUUGUCUUAGGCAGUCUGCUCGGCGUUUACUUAGGACCGGUCAUCUGGGUGGUGACAGAACCUCGAAUUCUGGCUACAGGAGCACUAAUGCCAUUUAUUGGAUAUGUGCUUGGCUAUAUGUUGUCUUUUCUUUUCAGUUUCGAUGAACCCUGUAGGAGGACUGUUGCUAUAGAAACCGGUUGCCAAAACCUCCAUCUCUGCACCACCAUCCUUGAGGUAGCCUUCGAGCGAGAGGUCAUCGGCCCAUACACCCUCUUCCCAUUUGUCUACUUUUUCUUUCAAGUCGUUGAGGUUUUGGCUUUCAUCGUGAUCUACAGAUGCCACAAGAAACCUGCGUAUAAACUUGCAACGAAUCAAAGCUCUGGUGACCUUUAACAGAAAAUAAAUCAUUAAUUUUUUUAAUCUGCAAGCAAAAUUUCAGACGGAUCGAGUGUUAAUUUUAAAAAGGUUUUCAGACAUCGUGUUCUCUAAGUGCAACAGAGCAGAAUUAAUAAACAGCCAAUGCAAAGUCAAAUCAAAUACUAGAGCCCUGGACUAAGCUUUCAGGCAAGUUCACAGUAAAUUCAAAUGUAAACUAGGCACAUUUACAAACCAUAUUGUUUUAUUUCUUGCAAAAAAGAGUUGAACACUGGUGUAAUUAGUUUGCGCUAUGAACAGAACGCAGGAAAACGAGGAUGGCUGGUGGGGAAAAUGGGUUGCAGGGAAUUCUGGGAAUCAUUUGUCACAGGAGGACAGAGGGUUUGUGACAGGUCAUAACUGGGGCUGUCAAUCAAUUCAAAUAUUUAAUCCUGAUUAAUCACAUGACUGUAAUGAUUUAACUCAUGAUUAUUCACACAAUUUCUAUCUGUAAUUAAUACUCUAAUACUCUAAUCAACAAGGGCAGGGACAACUAUGAAUGCUUUAUGCAAAUUAAGAAACUAGCGAAAGCAGCACUAGCAUUAGAGAGCAUAAAGACAAAAUAUUCUGAAAAAACUUUUACAUUGGGAAAAUUUUGCAGUGCAAAGCGAAUUUUUCUAUAGGAAAUAACGUAAAUUCAGAUCAUUCGUUCCACACAUCCAAAAAUAUUAAUAAAAAAAUCAUUUUAAUGGUAUUUUAUGUACAAAGUAUUGUUGCUAAUGUAUCUGAAACAAAUAACAAUGAUUCUUACACAAUAUAAAGUACAAAUAAAAUGAAUUAACCUACA
Molecule: messenger RNA, 2063 nt
Organism: Silurus meridionalis
Lineage: Eukaryota; Metazoa; Chordata; Actinopteri; Siluriformes; Siluridae
Product: sodium/bile acid cotransporter-like
Exons: 6
Coding region: 260-1255 (331 amino acids)
Biological process (GO): bile acid and bile salt transport
Cellular component (GO): membrane
Molecular function (GO): bile acid:sodium symporter activity
Source: RefSeq, a predicted model, not a curated record